AUGCUGAUUCACACCGCACGGUCGAGCCGCAGCAGCAGCAGCCCAGCGGCCGCGUCCAGCAGAGCGUCGCAGCUAUGCUCGUUGCUGCUGCUGCUGCUGAUGCUGCUGGUUUGCCUCGUCUCGCUCAGCUCAGCUCAAACCGUCACCGAGGUCAUCACCCGAACCACCGGCUCAGCCUCUCUCAACAGACCCACACGCACAGCCGCGCCCGCAGCCUCCGACGCCACUACCACCAGAUCCACGCCGGCAGUCACCAGCACCACCAUCCCCGACCUUCCGCUGUCUGGCCCGCAGGUUCCCUUCCUCCUCCAAAAACCCAUCCCAGCACAGUACGAUGAUCUCUCCCGCAAAGUCGUCUCCCGCAUGAAGGAUGUCUACUUCACAGGCUGUCCCGCAGAUCAGGUCAACUACGUCGAUCCCACCUUGCGCAUCAACAUCUCCGCCGUGUAUACCCAAUUCGAUCCUGUCCUCGGCAGCAGCAACCAUCUGGCAGAUCAAACCUCGUACAGCUCCGGCGUCCUCAGGAUCGUUGCCGUCGGCGCCACCGACAGCGUCGGCAGGACCGUGAAUACCAAUGUCGCGCCUCAACUUCUCAGUACAUUGUCGGUCGAGACGCAGUUCCUCACUUUUUCCGUCUUUGGCAACGAUUCCUACCUCUGCGAUAGCCUCUAUCCUGUCGCCCCCGAUCCCAACGGCACUGUCAUCAACGGUGUGGUCAUCCAGCCCGCUGGCUGCCUGUACGGUCCCGGUCAGGUCUCGCUCGGCGUCGGCAUCCCGCUCAACGACACAUACACGCUUGGAACGCUCUGGACGCGCAUCCGUCUCAGUGACACCUCCAGUCCGCCCCUCGACAUCGCCUGCAUCGAAGUGUACGCUAACCCCUACGACCGCGAAAAGUGGUACUGGAAGCUCAUCUUUUGGUUCCCUGUCGCUCUCGCCAUCGGCUUCCUCGUCGUCAUCGCAUUAGCCCGCACCUUCUGUGCUAUCACCUCCCGCGCACGAGCUUUCAAGAACAAGGCGAGGGAAGGCAGCCAGCCCAACAUCAUCAAGGACACCAUCGCCCCAACCCUCGUCUCGGCCCUCUCGGGUCAGAAGUUGGCUUUGAGCGCUGCACUCCUCCGCUUUGCAACUCCUGGUUGCUGGGACAUCAUCAUGCACACCCAAUUCGUGGCUGCCAUUUCCAUGGUUGCGGUGCGCUGGCCCGAGUUUUCCUACGCCUUCUUCAAACAGGCUUCUUGGUCCACCCUUACCGGCAACGUCACCAUCAUCCGUCCUGCCGAGUUUGACGCCCAGUCCGACCUGCUCUACACCAACGCCUCCCUGCCAUCGGGAGACAUCGACGCUCAGUUCUCCAACGCCUCUUCGCCAUUGUACAUGAAUCAACAGGCGCCGAACCGCUUCAUGAAUCUCGACGGCGCACGUGCCGGUAUGGAUGCCUACGCCCACGCUGUGGGGCUGCGACCGCGCGAUCUGUUCGGCACGUGCCUCAGCAUCUGGCUCUUGAUCGUCGCCGCCAUUGUCGGUCUUUCAUUGCUCGCUUGGCUCGUCGACUCGUUCCACGACACCUUUUUGCGUUUGCAGAAGCGUCGCGAGGAUGGCUACAGCCUGGACGUCGCCGACGCACCAUCUGCCGCCGAGACAAAGGAAGUCGUUGAUGCCGAUGACGACCGGCCGCGCUCGUCGAUAAGCCGGCGUGGCGGGUAUCGGUUCCUCGGUGUGGGCGGCAAACGCCUGUUGGGCUCGAGCGACAACACGUUCCAUCUUCGCAUGCUGCACGGCAACAUCUUGCGCGCCGUCUUCCUCUUCCAUCUGCCCAUCACCAUCUUCACCACCUUUCAGAUGGCCAACGCCGACAUCUUCUCGGCCACCUCCGUCGGCCUCGCUGGCCUUGCCUUUGCCUUCCUCUCGGUGCUUGCUCCCUUCUACGUGGCCUUCUCCAUCAGUCGUGCUCCCACUGCAAAGCUUUACGACUCGAUCGAUACUCUUGCUGCGUUUGGCCCCGUCUACAACAACUACAGCCCCGGCUCGCAGCUCUUCUGCAUCGUUGAUUUCGCACGCACCUUGAUCCUCGGUGUCGUAAUUGGCGCAGGACAGGGCAACGGCAGUGCGCAGGCUAUCAUCAUCCUCGUGUUUGAGAUCAUGUUUGCGCUCGCUUGCGGCCUGUGGUUGCCCUGGGGUGAAGGUGCCAUGAUGGGUCCUGUCAGCUUUGUUGUCAACGUUCUGCGCAUCUUCACCGCCGUGCUCGUGCUGCUGCUCAGUCCCUUGGUCGAUUUCGGUCGCGAGCCCAACGGCUGGUUGACGUACGUCAUCCUGCUGAUACAGGGUAUCGUCUAUGUGUGCGCUGCUUUGAUUUUGGUCGUCAAGUUGGUGGAGGGCCUUGUGCGCUUGCUAGGACGUGCCUCGUUUGACGAGCGGGCGUCAACGCGUUUGUCGGGUCUGGGAGGUGCCGUGCGCAAGAUCCGAAAGAGGAAGGAGGGCAAGCUGCAACUCAGCAAGAACGGCAACAAGAAGCGCCUCUCGCAGACCCGACAGCCGCUCAAUCGCUCCGCAUCGAGCAACACACAGACGAUCAUGCUCAACGCCCUCGGCAAGGAUGGUUCUACAGGCGAAAACACACCCGCCGUGCCGUCUUCGCCCCGGAGGAUGAGCACCCCUCUGCCAUCUACCAUGUCGACGAAUCGCAUGCCCAUGCACUCGCGUCAGGCCUCGUACGCUUCGUACCUCGACAGUCAAUUGCAAGGAAGAAGGUCGCCAGCGGACAUGCUAGCAGAUGGCAACGGUCCUUACUCGACUUAUUUGCGGGGCGAUCCGCACGACGAGGGCUUCAUCAUGGCCGCCUUGCCGUCCACUGUGGCGAGCGGCAGGGCUGUGUCUCCGCCCCCGCAGCUGCAUCAGUGGAAUGGACGACAGUCGCCUCCGCUGCCUGCACCGCAGUCUGGAUUCGUUCGCAUGAGUGGGGGUCGCGCUACUGACGCAGCUCCGUACCAAGCGUUGCAAGGCCGCACCCAGUCCUCUCAGCUACCGAGACCGUUGAGCAGUGGCAGCAUCGAGCGCAUGUCACCGACGCAACAAUUCCAGUCUCUUCCUUUUCAACGUCGACCACGACCGCAAUCGCAGAUCGCUGCGGUGGACUCCUACUUUGACCCUCGUCGGCAGUCCAUGCCGCCUGCGAACCAGGACGACGGCAUCGGUCUGUCGAGCACCGAGGCUGCCGCACGUAACGCCACCAUCCGGCGCUACUCGCAGGGCGCGCAGCUGCGCGCGAGCCAGUCGAUCGCCGGCAUGAUGGCGGUGGAUGAGGAAGGCCAGCCGAUUGAGCCCGCUAGCAAGAAACCCAAUGGCAAAUUCUGGAAGCGAGGCGGUGCACGUAGCGACUCGGACAGCGACGACGAUGACGACGACAAUGGAGCUUAUGCAUACGGCGCGGACAACGCGGCUUUCCGAUCUCGUGGAGGAUGGAGAGGGUUGAACAAGAUGAGUGCUGCCAUGUCCAGCUUGGCCGCGAGGUUGGGAUCUGGUAAGCCAAAUGGAGCUGUGGCCGAGGAGGGCGACAACAGCCUCGAGCCCCCCGCAUCGGAAGCGGAAGGGUCGGGCACGAGGCAGGGUCACGGCGGAUUUGAAGUCGUACGUCCGCAGCGGCCGAGGCGAAGCUCGGCGGCAGCAGACAGAGCACUGGACUCGACAGCGCUGGCAGCGGCGUCUGCUGGUGCUGUAGCAGGCUCGAUGACGCACCCGUCACCCACGCCUACCGCUGUGCAGCCGGCGAGCAGUGCUGAAGCGAUUGGUGCUCGUCCGGACAGCCGUCGUGCAGUCGCGUCUGCUGCAGACGCCUACUCGAUGCCCGCGUACGAAUCACAGCAGCGCGCUCUGCUGGACGAGCUUGACGAUUCGUCGGGCACGCUGCCGCCAGGAGCUGCAGAUCAAGCGCUGCUCUUGCCAUCGCGCAGUUCGAACCGCCCGUCUUCGGCUAUCCUCAGCUCAAGCGCGAGCAGACCUGCCGCUGUCAACGAAGACAUGUUCUGGGUCUCGUCGUCGUCUCCCUCAGCGUCGCGGCCACAAUCUUACGCGGCGUCUCGACCAGUCUCUGCAUCGUCGUCGCGCAUGAUGUCGGCGGCGGCGACGGCGCUCUCUACGACAGCAUCGAAACGCGAUUCUCGGCAGCAGGUGUCGACGUCGUCGUCGAAAGGACGGAUCGCAGAGCCGAUGCAGGCUGAAGUGGUCAACGCAGCUGCCGAGGAUUCAUCUUCUGCGGAGGGAUUCGCAACUCCUCCUGCGGGCAUGGUGGACGCGUCUGAGCCGUCGAUGUUCGAUGCGGAUGGCAGACUGGUUUCGUCUGCUAUCAACUUUGAUCGCGCUCCCACUCACGCCUCGGCGGCAGCGUCGACAGGGCCGAUGCAGAGGUCGACAGGGCCUGAUGGCGGUACGCCUCAGGUCUGGGACGCUGCGCAAGCAUACCAGUGA
Molecule: messenger RNA, 4461 nt
Organism: Pseudozyma hubeiensis SY62
Lineage: Eukaryota; Fungi; Basidiomycota; Ustilaginomycetes; Ustilaginales; Ustilaginaceae
Product: integral membrane protein
Exons: 1
Coding region: 1-4461 (1486 amino acids)
Biological process (GO): transmembrane transport
Source: RefSeq, a predicted model, not a curated record